UAACCCCUACAAUGAGAGUAAAGGGACAUAGAGACAUUGAUGGAUUGAUACAAAUGUGCGAUUGUUACCGGUCUGUUGAGUAUAGUGCAACGCUGAGAGUGUGUAGCCUAUUAAGGCUGUUUGCACAAUGGCACCUGGUGCCUCUAAGAACCGUGUCUUCGUCUUUUUCAGGGGUGAUCACGUGCGCAAUAUUUGCGCGUCGGAUAUCGCAGUUACUGGAUUACCGCAAACUCAACCGUAUUAUUUAAAAUAUCACGAUGUAGUAGCUUCCACCUGACCUGGUGAAAACAUGCUAUACGACCAGUUUUGUGAAAUAUCGUGACCGUGACAAGUUUUACUUAUUUUACUCCGAUGUUUGCGGAGGUGCUCGUGAGGUGCUUCGCUAUUAAUACCUGGGGGAAACCCUGCUGAGUCAAUAUUGUGGAACAUUCUGUGGUGCCAUGUCUGAAUAUUGUCUUGAGUAAAGUCCUGGGUAUUUGGAUCAUGCUUGGGACUGUUGUAGUGAAGCUGCCACAGAUCUAUAAGCUGUUGAAGGCCGGGAGUGCUGAAGGCCUGAGCUUCAUGUCCGCUGUCCUCGAGCUGUUUGCCAUCACUGGCAGCAUGGUCUACUGCAUCAGCCUCAACUUUCCCAUCGGUGCCUGGGGUGAGACUCUCUUCAUAGUGAUCCAGAAUUUGACCAUUGGAUUCCUCAUCCAGCACUUUGGAGGAAGCACCCUCAGAGGUGUUGGGUUCAUCUUAAUCUACUGCUGCCUGCUGUCUCUUCUCAUCUCCCCUCUGACCCCCAGGUCAGUUGCUAUGGCGAUGCAGUCCUCAUAUAUGCCUGCUGUCAUAAUUGCCCAGCUCAUUCAGUCAGGGACCAACUACCACAACGGCCACACCGGUCAGCUCUCAGCAGUUUCCGUCUUCCUGCUCUUUUUUGGCUCCCUGGCUCGCAUAUACGUCUCUGCACAGGAGACUGGAGACUCUCUGAUGACUCUGACCUGUGUAAUUGCAUCCUGCUGUAAUGCUGUCAUAGCAGGUCAGGUCCUGUGUUACUGGAACCAUAGGCCUUCUGUUAAAGAGAAGGAUGAGUAGCUGAGGAUAGCCCACUUGCCCAGGCACUGGGACAACAGCUUAUUGUGAUGUCAUUCUGUUGACUAGGAGUACACAGCUCCAGUCCCUGAGAGAUAGUGUGUAUCCUGGUUUUUGUUCCAACCUAUUAUUCUGGCUUCAUUUUCUAUGAUGCUGUACAAAUCAGUGCUUGUUCACUGCUAUAUCAGAGCGGGAGUUGCCAUGACAUCCAAAAAUGGCACCCCCGGUAUUGAACCUCUCAGGACCUUCCAGCUUUCCAGUUGGAAUUCCCUUGUGGACUUUGCUUGUUACAGACAUAGUUUUCCCCCGCCUGUCCACACCACAAAAAAGAAACAUUAUUAUUGUGCAUAUUUUUGACUUAGAAGUUUAUGUGACCAGUGAAUUGCUUAACAUAAUUGGCCUUUCCUUUCUAUGCAUUUUUGCAUCUUGCAUUUCAUUUGAAUUGUGCUAAGCUGUUUUUUGAAUGAACAUUGAACUCUGUUAUUGUCCCAUUUACAUGAUCUUGAAGUGUCCAUCAUCCCUCAUCACAUGUUUAUGUCUACUCUCUUACUCCACCUAUCUGUACAUUUUGUAGGGGAGAGAGAAGGAUGACUAAAUGUUGGGGGGAGGGGGCUAAGAAUCAAGUGCUGUGGGUGGGGGGAGGGUCGAGCCAUGAGAAAGGGGGAGGUGAGGAGGGGGCCAGGAGGGCCAACUGUGGGACACACAUCAAUCAACAUUAGCAUUUUUAAUAUUCACACAAUUGUUUUGUUAAUACUGCCAAUAUAGCAUUCUGAAAUAAAGGGAAGGGUGGGACUGAAAACACAGAUCAUCUCUGUUAAAUGCAUUAAUGAUUUAUGUCAUGUCUUGCCAACAUUCAUACAAUCCCUUUUGGGAUUAUAAGGUAUUUUUCAUAAGAUUACCACAUUAUAUGGUAAUUAUAUGGUACAGUUAUUUUAAAAAAUCUUCUACUGAUGGACAUUGGUACAGGCAAUAGUUCUCAUAAGGGUAGGUCUUUAUCAACUUUGUUCUGCUGUGCUUUCAGUUAAUUAGGAUUGAGUUGUGUUGUGUUAAACCCAGAUCACUGUUUAGUGGAUGAUUUGUUGAAAUUAAAUGACUAUAAUUUAGAGUUCAA
Messenger RNA from Anguilla rostrata (American eel), 2182 nucleotides. RefSeq names its product mannose-P-dolichol utilization defect 1 protein-like. Gene Ontology annotation, biological process: oligosaccharide biosynthetic process. The record is from RefSeq and is a predicted model, not a curated record. Bases 484 to 1074 code for a protein of 196 amino acids. NCBI's taxonomy places the organism in Eukaryota, Metazoa, Chordata, Actinopteri, Anguilliformes, Anguillidae. The transcript is spliced from 7 exons.